AACAGCCGCACUAAUUACAGCAGCAAACAUGUUGACUCGCCUGUUCAGCGACUCCUCACUCAUCCCCGAAGUCCAGAAGUACUCCAGCUGGAUGGAGGAGAGCGACAGCGAGGAUGAUGACAAGAUCGGGGAGGAAGGGAGCAGCGAGAACUGCGAACUGCAAGACAGUCAGGCGGAAGAUGGCCUGAGUGGGAUUCAGGAGAACGAAGAGGAGGAGACGGGGUUGGAUGAGGACGAGGAGGGGGCGGAGGAGGAGGAGGAGGCUGAUGAGGAAGAUGGCACCAGGCCCAGGAAGCGUGGACCUAAGAGGAGGAAAAUGACCAAAGCCAGGAUGGAACGGUUCAAGCUCAGGCGACAGAAAGCUAACGCCAGGGAGAGGAACCGCAUGCACGACCUCAACUCAGCCCUGGACAACCUGCGCAAAGUGGUGCCCUGUUACUCCAAGACCCAGAAGCUUUCCAAGAUAGAGACCUUGAGACUGGCGAAGAACUACAUCUGGGCUCUCUCCGAGAUCCUGCGUUCCGGCAAGAGACCAGACCUGGUGUGCUACGUGCAGACACUUUGCAAGGGGCUCUCGCAGCCCACCACCAACUUGGUGGCGGGUUGCCUCCAACUCAACUCCAGGAAUUUUAUAACCGAGCCAGGCCAGGACACCUCCCGCCUGCACCCUCCCAACUCUUCCUUCGCCAUGCACCCUUACUCCUACCAGUGCGCCAGGCUGCCCGGCCAGCAGUGCCCCAGCGGCGGCGGAGGAGGAGGAGGUGGGGGAGGUGGAGGAGGUGGAGGAGGUGGGGCUGGGGGUGGCAUUAACAGCUCCCACCCGUUGAGAGCCCACCCUUACUGUGGCACUUACGAGCACCUGUACGGCAACGCGUCUCCAGACUACACCAGCUCCGAGUUUGAAGGGCCCCUGAGCCCACCACCACUUUGCACUAACGGUAGUUUCCCGGUGAAGCAGGACUCUGCCUCGCCAGAGCACGACAAGAACUACCACUACACUAUGCACUACUCGGCCUUGCCCGGCUCUCGCCCGCCUGGACACAGCCUGGUCUUUGGCCCUCCUGGUCUUCGCAGUGGUGUGCACUCAGAGGCCCUGUUGUCCUAUGACAUGCACAUGCAUCAGGACAGAACGCCUAUGUAUGAAGAACUGAACGCCUUUUUCCAUAAUUAG
Molecule: messenger RNA, 1171 nt
Organism: Callorhinchus milii (elephant shark)
Lineage: Eukaryota; Metazoa; Chordata; Chondrichthyes; Chimaeriformes; Callorhinchidae
Gene: neurod2
Product: neuronal differentiation 2
Exons: 2
Coding region: 29-1171 (380 amino acids)
Biological process (GO): nervous system development; regulation of DNA-templated transcription
Molecular function (GO): protein dimerization activity
Source: RefSeq, a predicted model, not a curated record